Messenger RNA from Brassica rapa (field mustard), 7423 nucleotides. Its product is annotated as lon protease homolog 1, mitochondrial. Gene Ontology annotation, biological process: protein quality control for misfolded or incompletely synthesized proteins; chaperone-mediated protein complex assembly; protein catabolic process. Gene Ontology annotation, molecular function: single-stranded DNA binding; ATP hydrolysis activity; ATP-dependent peptidase activity. The record is from RefSeq and is a predicted model, not a curated record. Gene Ontology annotation, cellular component: mitochondrial matrix. NCBI's taxonomy places the organism in Eukaryota, Viridiplantae, Streptophyta, Magnoliopsida, Brassicales, Brassicaceae.
UUCUGGUUAGUACUACUACUAUAUAAAUAUAUUUCGAUACUAUAUUGUUCAGAGAGAUUCAAACUUUACAAUUCCACCACUGACUCACUUUCUAUAAUUUUCUUGUUUUCUGCAGAAAAUAUUAGGGUAAGGAUUGAACCAAUUAAAGAAAAGAUUCCAAAACAUGUACUAAAAGUCAUAGAAGAAGAGCUUGCAAAACUGGUUAUGCUAGAAUCUAGUUCCAGCUGUGUCGAGAGUACUUAUGACUACCUUGAUUGGUUGACCAUGUUGCCUUGGGGAAAUUUCAGUGAUGAGAAUUUUGAUAUCCAAAAGCCAGAAAAGAUUCUUGACAAUGAUCAUUACGGAUUAUCUCAUGUAAAAGAGAGAAUCUUAGAGUUUAUUGCCGUGAGAAGACUCAAAGGCACUUCAAAAGGGAAGGUCAUAUGCCUCUCAGGGCCACCUGGAGUAGGCAAAACUAGCAUUGGCCGUUCUAUAGCACGUGCUCUUGGACUCAAGUUCUUCCGGUUUUCCGUUGGAGGACUAUCUGACGUUGACGAGAUUAAGGGGCUUCGUCGAUCAUAUGAUGGUGCAUUGCCUGGAAAGAUGGUGAAGUGUCUAAGGAGCGUGGGAACAUUAAAUCCUCUUGUUCUGAUUGAUGAGAUUGAUAAGCUUGGAAAGAGCAGCUCUGACGACCCAGGUAGUGCAUUGUUGGAGCUUCUGGAUCCAGAGCAGAAUGCGGAUUUUAGAGACCUGUAUCUAGAUGUUACUAUCGACUUAUCCAAGGUCUUAUUUGUAUGCACAGCAAAUGUGUUAGAUAAGAUUCCAACACCUCUGCUAGACAGAAUGGAGGUGAUUAAUAUCUCAGGGUAUAUCACUGAUGAUAAGAUGCAUAUUGCUAGAGACCAUUUGCUGAAAACCACAUGCAUGGAAUGUGGCAUCAAGCCUGAACAGGUUGUUGUUAGGGAUGCAGCUCUUCGUUCGUUGAUUGAAAAUUACUGCAGAGAACCAGGAGUUAGAAAUCUCCAGAAGCAUAUUGAGAAGAUUUACCGUAAGAUUGCUCUGAAGCUAGUACGAGAAGGGGCAUCCGCGGAAACUCCUGAGGUUUCGGUUAAAAUUUUUAUGAUUGAUGAAUCAAACCUUGCAGAUUAUGUAGGCAAUCCAGUUUUAUAUGCAGACAAGAUCUAUGAACAGACACCAGUGGGGGUUGUAAUGGGUCUUUCUACGAAAUCCACGGGUGGCUCAACACUGUACAUAGAGACAACCUCUGUAGAAGAAGGAGAAGGCAAAGGCGGUCUUCAUAUAACGGGUCAGCUUGGGGAUGUGAUGAAAGAAAGCGCAGAGAUAGCUCACGCAGUUGCUAGAAGAAUCAUGCUCGAGAAAGAACCCAAGAACCUCUUCUUUGCGAACUCCAAGCUUCAUUUACAUAUUCCUGAAGGAGCCACACCAAAAGACGGUCCAAGCGCAGGCUGCACAAUGAUCACUUCCUUUCUAUCACUUGCCAUGAAGAAGCCUGUGAGGAAGGAUCUUGCAAUGACCGGAGAAGUCACUCUGACUGGUAGAAUACUUCCAAUAGGUGGAGUUAAGGAGAAGACUAUAGCUGCAAGACGGAGUCAAGUGAAGAUGAUGAUCUUUCCUGAGGGUAACCGUAGAGAUUUUGAUGAGCUCGCGUGCAACUUGAAAGAAGGGCUUGAUGUUCAUUUUGUCGAUGAGUAUGAGCAGAUUUUUGAGCUAGCCUUUGGGUAUAAUAUGGGGUCUCCUCCGUUGAAUUUUAGAAGAAGUCUGACAAGCUUCAUGUGGGAUUUACUUAGUGGUUGUUUUCAGUAGUAAUAUAUCACUGAUACUUAAAUUCUUUAGGCUGAUCUUCCUUUAACUCUUACUUGCCACAAGAUUAAAUGUAAUAUGAGCCAGGGAUUCUUUAGUAUACUAUUACUACUAAUCAGGAGAAUUUAUUUUGGAGUAUAUAAAAAUGGUUUACAAACGCCAAACAUGUCUUUUGUAGUCCAUCAUCAUCAUGGCUUACAUAAAGUUCUACUAUUUAUAGUUGUAUACACACAUACACCUCUUACUACAGAGAUUACAUCGAUUAAGGAAUCACAAAGUAGGAUAUUUAACGAUUAAUAUCAAGAAUUAAUGCUUGCUUUUGUUAGUUCGCUUCCAAUAAAAAGCAGUAUCUGAUUAGCUAUUAUUAUUUAUAUACUUUAUACCACUUCAGUUUAACUUGGCAGUAAAAAGAAAAACAUGAACCUGCUUUGAUAAAAUAGUAUUUGAUUAAUCAUGUUUUUUUAAAAAAAAUUGAUUAAUCUUGUUUAUGACAUGUGCUUUCUAUAUAUCCUUUUAGAAAUUUCUCGAAUCUAUAACCCUUGUCAUGUUUGUCUUUGUUUUUUCUUUGAAUGAUAGAUUCUUUGUUUCUACUAUAUAUAUUGUUCAGUGAGAUUAUAACUUUCUGAUGCACCACUGAUUCAUGACGCCUAACUUACUAUUGUAUUAAGAGUUAUAACUUAGAGGUCGAUGACUGUAAAAAGAUUAGGAUCAGGAUAGACUUUAUUAAAGACAUUCCAAUACAUAAAGGAAGUCACAGAAGAAGAGCUUAAUGUGACCUAUAACUAGUUGACCUAUGGAAAUAAUGUUACAGAAUCUCACUGGCCGUCAAAUUUCAUCAUGUUAUAAGAAAAAAGAAAUAUAAUGGUAAGGAAAUCAAGAGUUGGAAGAUGAGCUUGAAAAUAUUAAAGAAAACAUGUCACAACUGCAAAAAGAAAGAGUAAUAAGAGAUACUUGUUCUAAAUAUUGUUAGUUAAAUGCUAGCUCAAAUAUCUGCUCAUAUUCAUCGACGAAAUGAACAUCAAGACCGUCUUUCAAAUUUUCGGGGAGCUCAUCAAAUUCUCUCCGGUUAGCCUCUGGAUAUAUUAUGGUCUUUAAUUGACUUCGUCUUGCCCCCAUAGUCUUGUCCUUCACCUGAGAAAGAAUGUAUUAUAAGCGACUUUAAAAAAAAACUAUAAACAGUAGUACUUUAGUGUUAUGUGACUUACAUGGCCAAUUUGAAGAAUUUCACCCGUUGGAGUUAUUUCUCCGGACAUUGCAAGAUUCUUCCUAACAGAUUUAUUCAUGGCAAGUGAUAGCAAGGAAGUGCAUAUCGUGCAGCCUGCGCUUGCACCGUCAGAUGUAGGCAUAUAUACGUAGACCUUGGAAUUGGUAAAGAAGGUGUUCCCGGGUUGUUUCCGGAGAAGGAUUCUUUGGGCGGCUUCGUAAGCUAUACAAGCGCUUUCGUACGUCUCCAUCCCAACCUGGCCGAUUACAUUAAUGCUGCAUAUGUCUUCUUCACUUUCCUCGACAAGCAUUGUCUUCACGUACCAUGCUAAGCCAUCUAUGAACGCUGUAGCUUGACCUUCUACGUACCACUUAGCUAGACCAAUAGCAAACCCUAUGGGUGUCUGCUCAUACAAAACUUGUUUCCCAACAUAACUUGCUAGGUUGAUUGCUUUAAACAUUACCGUUUUAUCUGCUUCACUGACAUCAAUCUGCCCUUGAGCAUUUAUGAAAUGAACCUUUGAAUCCUUAAAGUACUUUAGGAAUUCUGAGUCAGAAAUGGCCAAAGGUUUAGCAUCAAAAACAACUGAAGGCACUUCAAGGUAUACUUUUUUUCCUGCUACUCUAAUAACAAUCUGCCAGAAAGGUCAAUGUUUUCAGAUUCUUGGGACUCAAGUAAACAAAUAUCAAGGGUGCAUGCGGUGCCUCAAUCAGACCAAUUUGGAAACGAUACCACACCAAUCUUUCAAUGCAUUCAGUGAUUAUCAAAACUUUUACACAGCCAAGCAAGUAAUUUAGAAGAUUUACCGUUAAGGGAUAUUGGAGACUUGGGUGAACCGCUGGAGAAGACUCUAGCUCGGCAUCCAUUGUAGUGAGCUGGCUCGUUUUGGUUUUCAAUCUAUCAAAGUCAUCUUUAACUAAUGUUAUUUGUUUCACUUCUAUAAAGCCAAAAAAACAAAACCCUAGAUAACUUAAAAAUCACAACAAUUCGUCUUUAUCUUGCUCCUUUUUUUCUGCUUCAAAUUUUUAUCCCACUCGAUCUAUAAAUAUUAGUCGAAGUUAAUUUGCAAAGUAUAUUACAUAGAAAUUAAAGAGACAGCAUAUAGAUUAAUUUUAUUUAAUAUCUUGCUCCUUUGUUACUACUCAUUUGAUUAACAUUCCUUUUAUUUUUUCAGGAGGUAUUCAUUGUUUUUUGAUCCUCAAGUUUUGAAGACCAACAUUGACAAGAUACUAGAGGAUGCUUUCUGGUCAAAUAUAAAGAGUGUCCACUUCCCCUCACUACCUAGCUUGUUGUUCUCUGGUGAAGACCAAAACUUACUUGGACCACAAGAUAACCAAGAAGCAGAUACACAAGCAGGUGAGAAAAGGACAUUCGAUCAGAUUUCAUGAUCAUGUUUGCUGUUCUGCGCUUUCUAGAAAUAUAGCUCAGCUUUCAAGAGAAAAACCUUGUUACAAAUUUGUUGUUUAAAAACAGAAGAUUUUUUAAGACCCAUUUUGUAUGUAGUUCUCUUAUUUUUACUUAUGGUUCUUACUCCUUUACAAAGGGCCAUAACUCACAUGAGUUUUGAUCAUUUUGAUUAUCUUGCUUUGAUGCUUCUGAUACAAACAAAUAAGACAAGACCUCGUUGAGUCUACUCAAAAAGACGCCUAAGUAGAUAAUAACAAAUAGUGAACUUCUUUGAAUCAUGAAAUGCAUAAUCUUCAUCCACACAUACAUACAAAGGACUAUUUUUCAAAGAUCCAAAAUAAACAAAGGUCUUUCAGGUCAAAGUCUACCGGUCAAGUGUUGUUCUAAUUAAUGCACACACAAAAAAAAAGAAACUUAUUUACUCCUAACAAAAUUGAUUAAUAACGCACCAGUCUUCUAACAGUUUAAGCUACAAAAUGAAUUGGGACAUCAAUUCAUUAAAACAAGAGUUACAUUUACACGAUACUAUAUAUUGAUAGAGGAUUCUACUAUAAUCCUCCAAAUUAUUCAUUCAUAUUAUAAUAAUACUAAACCACCAUAUUCGUAUUUAACAUUUAGAAAAACAUACAUUGUUCCUUCACAUCUAAGCCAAGCAAUGGGUGUAUCUUGCAUCACAAGAAACACAUAUUCAAUCCUCUCUCUUCAACUUCUUCUGAUUCUUAUCAUCACCCCUUCAUCUUUUUCCUUUACUCCCACAGACAACGUCACGAAAGAAACCCUCAACAAACUCUGCUCACAAUCAAUCCUUUACAAUCGUCGUUUUUGCGUCAAAUGGCUAACCGCUCAUAAUAGAACGACCUCAAUGAACAUCCGGGGCCUUAUGGAGUUCGCAGCCGAAAAAGCUCAAGCGUUUGGUCAGGAAAACCUAGAUCUGAUGGACCUCUUUGCAAAAAUCUCAGGUAAUGACAAGCAGUUCAAGAACGCUUGCGUUGAAUGUGUGAAUGGCUAUGGCACAGCGAUCAAAGAGCUUGAAGUAGCUAAAGAGUUUUUGAGAAAUAACUCGUUCCAACAAGCAUAUAACGCUGCUUACAAAGCACUUGAUUAUGCUUAUGUAUGCAAAGAUCAGUUCGAAGGACCUUCUAAUGAGCCGCCUUUUGUUUUGAAUCGCAGUGUCAAGUUUAUCGAAAUGUGUCACAUUGUUAGAUUUUUCACUAGUCUUUUCAAUUAAAUUUAUAUAUGAUUUACAAGCAAAAGAGAGCAUAAUAAUAAUAACUCAAUAAGAAAUUUUGUAUCCAAGCAGUUUCUUUGCAUAGAUAUAUAUAUAUAUAUAUAUAUAUAUAUAUACAACAUAUGUAUGUCGUUAAAACCAAAAUCAUAACCUUAUAAGAUUUAAAUGAGAAUAAAAAUAUACAUCAAUAAGAGGUUAGAUAUGAUAAAGAUCAUUUCACAGUUAUCACACGACUGUAAGCUGCGUUUACAAAUAUUCCGGUCGAAUAAGUCUCCAAAGUAUUCUAGACUUCUAGUAACGUUCAUACAUUAAGACUUGGGAAAGGAUAAAUUAAGUUUUAAAUCUUAAACAUAUAUAACAGUAUUUUCUUUUCAGUUUUGGGUUUUGGAGAUAUAUAACCGUAAAACUUUGUGCUUUAAUUAGUCAGAAGAAAAAAAGAAAAAAAAAACUUCAUAGUUCAAUUGAUUAGAGCAUAGAUUAUAGAUUCAAAUUUGGUGCCGUAGAGAUCAAGGAACCGAUCAAAGCAUUGCUUCGCGGCUUCAUCGAAUCCUAAUUUGGUAGCUAGACUCAGCAAUCGAGCUUUCUCCGAUUCGAGAUCUUGUCCCUUCAUAUUCGAGAGGCGGAUUCUCGACUCCGGCAACGGAAUCAGCGUGUUUUGUUCCACGACGGCGAUUCGAAGAAGCCUCCGCGCAAUUGACCUUGUCAGCUACGUUUUCCCGCUAUUUUUUAAACGUUGCCGUUCUCCAUUGGAUGGGCUUUGAGGCCCAACUAUCUCUUUUUCAAACCCAGCUUAAACGAUCGGUGUGAGUCCAUUAAUAACCCGGUACCAUGGUUUACCUUUCCUGGUUCAACUGAUCUCCUAUUAAAUGUCUAGGUGAGGGUUUUAAACAUACGAAAAAACAUAGAUGAAGGUCUUUUCAGAUAAUGUUGUAAAGAUGAGGACACUAUUAUCUUGGCUAGCUGGCUGUAUGAGUUGGAAAGGGAAAAAUAAAAAAGUCUGGUCCCAACUUUUCAAUUUAUUAAUUGGGGGCAAAAGUUUUAAAUUCAGCGGUUUUUGUGAAGCAACUCUUGCAGUUUUCCUAUGGAUAUUUGAUAUUUCCCUAGAUGUAUAGAGGUCCUUUGUUCCCAUUAAUAGGUUAAUAGCGCGGGCCAUGUCCAAUUGUUCACUUGGUUCUUGAGCAAGCUCCACUACUCGAUAAAGUCAAAUCUUUCUCCCCUUUUGUUUUGUUUUAUUUUUGUAACUUUUUUGUAACAGUUAUUUUGUUUUAUUUAUUAAAAGAGUAAUAAUAAUAAUGAUAAUAAUAAUAAUAAUAAUGAAGAAUAUAGAGAAAAACAAAUUAGUGUAUACUCAUACAAGAGCAACAAGUAUUUCGGUUUUUUUUUUUGUAUAUCUCCAUUAUUCUGAAUCCUACAUACUACUUCUCCGGAAAUAAGUUGCUACAAUUAGGGUAGAAAAUCAAUCACAAUAUGCAUGGUAGUAGGUGGCUGCCAUGUAAGAAUAUUGAGAAAGUAAGAGAAAUUGAUUGAAAUGCAUAAGUUAGCAUCAAUUUUCAGAAUACAUUUAAUCAAAAAUAUCUUAAUAUUUAAAUUUAUGAUUUAAUAAUUAUCUUAUAGGGUUAAAGGGUGAAGUUGGGUUUAUAAAUUUUUAUAAAUGAUUAUUAAACAUUUAAAUUGAUUUAAAAGAGUUCGUUUAUGAUAUUUAUGAAAAUGAUUAUUUUUUAAAAGUAAAUUUGGAAAGUGGUAUUAAGUUUGUGGUUAAAUUAGAAUUGCUCCGGAAAGUAAUG